AUGGUGCGGCGUGCCUUGGUGCUGGUUUCUGGGAAGAAGGGGGGGGGGGGGGCGCAGGUUGUCACAAUGGGCCUGGGCUGGAAGUAUGGGGGUGGCCUCCGCUCUCCAUGUAUCGGUACCUGCGUGUCUGCUUUUCCCUUGAUGCGCCGUCAGCGAGAGACUCUGGGCCGUUUCUCCGCAUGGUACUGGAUCGCAUCAAACUGCCCCUGGCUGCGUGAUCCUAGGAAAGAAGCUCAAGAGCCAAUGCACGGAAGCCCUGCCUCGUUCGAUUUCGGCCUAGGACGAGGGAGAGAACAGCCCGACGAUGACAUGCUCUGCUCCACUUGGGGACCAAGAUUGCGCUAUCCGUACCAGCCUGUGUGCUCAUGUCCAUCAAGGCCCGUCCAUCAUAGGCACAGUAUGGAUAUUGGCCUGCCCCGUAGCGGAAUGUCUAUCCUCUCCGGCGUAUGGACGGAUUAA
This is a messenger RNA of Colletotrichum acutatum, 459 nucleotides long. RefSeq lists its product as uncharacterized. Lineage: Eukaryota; Fungi; Ascomycota; Sordariomycetes; Glomerellales; Glomerellaceae. The transcript has a single exon. Bases 1 to 459 code for a protein of 152 amino acids. The record is from RefSeq and is a predicted model, not a curated record.